This is a messenger RNA of Perkinsus marinus ATCC 50983, 1431 nucleotides long. Its product is annotated as Aspartate aminotransferase, putative. Lineage: Eukaryota; Perkinsozoa; Perkinsida; Perkinsidae. The record is from RefSeq and is a predicted model, not a curated record. The transcript has 13 exons. Gene Ontology annotation, biological process: biosynthetic process. Gene Ontology annotation, molecular function: pyridoxal phosphate binding; L-kynurenine:2-oxoglutarate transaminase activity. Gene Ontology annotation, cellular component: cytoplasm. The coding region runs from base 8 to 1348 and encodes 446 amino acids.
UUCUACUAUGACUACCAGCACUCCCUCUUUCAUUAACGGUAAGGACGAGGCUCCCACUCUACCAGAGGUCCAACCCACAGAGAGCCAGAUAAGGCGUAUGACUAGGAUGGCCCUUCAACACGGCGCUGUCAAUUUGGCCCAGGGGUUUCCCAACGAGCCACCCGAUUUCGCAGUCAAGGACCAAGUCGUACGAGCUGUUAUCGGUGGUAACUCCGAUAAUGCUCAAUCCUUGAAGUCCCUGAAUGUUGAGCCCCUGGUCAAGGCUGGUAGUACUACGCUGAGCUCCUUGCUGUCAGCAGUGGAGGGCUCCAUGUCGGGCAACGAUGAACUAAACCAGUACGCUAUCCCUUAUGGCAGGACUGACCUUAGGCAGUCGAUUGCUAAGUACUACCAUCACUUUUACAAUUUCGACGUGGACCCUGAGGAGGAGCUCACCGUGUGUCUUGGCGCUACCGAGUCAAUGGCUUGCACUCUGAGGGCUAUAUGCAAACCGGGCGAAUCGAUACUUAUUUUCGAGCCCUUCCACGAGAUCUACCCCAACCAGGCCGCUGUCUACUAUCUGCAUACUAAAUACUGCAGGCUCUAUGAAGGUGAGGACGACAAGUGGUAUGUAGAUUGGGAUAUGCUUGAGGCCAGGCUGCGAGAGGGUGGCGUUAGAUGUAUCGUUCUCAAUACGCCCCACAACCCUACUGGUAAAGUGUUUGAGAAGGAAGAGCUUGCUAAAAUUGCCGAGCUCGCCGUGAAGUACGACACUUACGUUGUGACCGAUGAAAUAUACGAGCAUAUGAUUUUCGAAGGAGAACCUCACCAAAUUAUCGCCUCCUUGCCAGGCAUGCGUGAACGAUCUUUCAUCAUCAGUGCUAUUUCGAAGUCGGCCUCAGCAACAGGGUGGAGGGUAGGCUGGGUUAUCAGCCCUCGCAAGUACACUGAAAUCAUCAGAGCUGUUCACGACCAGACGGUACUACAAUCACCGUCACCUAUGCAAUAUGGCACAAUCGCCUUCACUGAGCUCAGUGAUAACUAUUUCAAGCAUUACCUUCCUGAGAAGUACCAGAGAAGGCGAGACUUAUUCGUACCAGCCCUCCGAGAACUCGGCUUCAAAGUCACUACACCUCACUCGGCAUAUUACGCGUUUGCCAAUUUUCGUGAGGUGCCCAAACUGAAGGGAAUGUCGUCUUGGGAGGCCACCGACUACCUUGUUGAGGAGGGUGGUGUUGCUGGGGUGGCCGGGGCUAACUUUUGUGAGAAGGGCUCGGGUAGAGGGGAGGAUUAUAUACGGUUCUGCUUCUGCCGAACUGAUGACGAGUUGAUGACGGCCAUUAACCGUCUUAGGAAGGCAUUGCAGUGAGACUCCUCUUUCUUCUUCUGCUGCUGCUCCUCCUUUUUGUUUACUAUAUCGUCGAGCUCUGCAGGCAGUCUCCUGCUAGUCCU